CCUCCAGCUGGACCACGGAGCUCGCCGGCCGCGCCGGGCCUGGCCCAGGUCUGCGGCGGGGAACCUGCCGGGCCACCUUGGCGGGGCCCGGGGCCCCACACCCUCGGUCAGCUCCGUGCCCUUCCCUGGAGCUGCCAGCCGCCUACAGAACCACCCUCUUCAUGGAAAGCCCUGUGCAGUGGCCCCCUGGUGAUGGCAUCCGACAGUGACGUGAAGAUGCUGCUGAACUUUGUGAACCUGGCGUCCAGCGACAUCAAGGCGGCCCUGGACAAGUCUGCACCCUGCCGCCGCUCAGUGGAUCACCGCAAGUACCUGCAGAAGCAGCUCAAACGCUUCUCCCAGAAGUAUUCCCGGAUCCCGCGGGGCCUCCCCGGCACAGGGGCCGAGCCUCCCCGGAAAAGGGGGCCCGAGGACCGUCCCGGGAGACCGCCUCUCCACUCUGGCCACCGUUCCAGCCCCAGCGGGGGUAGGGGCUGCGAGGAGAAGGCACUGGGGAACCCUUACAGGGAGGAAUGUCUCUCUAAGGAGCAGACCCUACACGGGCUGGAUCCAGAAGCUGCCAGGCCUGGCCAGGUGCCCAUGAGGAAAAGACAGCUGCCCGCUUCCUUCUGGGAAGAGCCACGGCCCACCCACAGCUACCCCGUGGGGCUGGAGGGGGGACUGGGCCCCAGGGAGGGGCCUCCCUAUGAGGGUAAGAAACACUGCAAGGGCUUGGAGCCCCUGGGGCCCGAGACAGACCCGGUGCCCGCAUCCCCAAGGGCGCCUGCUGAAAAGGAGCCACUCAAGAUGCCCGGGGUCUCCCUGGUGGGCCGUGUCAAUGCCUGGAGCUGCUGCCCCUUCCAGUACCACGGACAGCCCGUCUACCCGGGCCCUCCAGGGGCCUUGCCUCAGAGCCCGGUCCCCAGCCUGGGCCUCUGGCGGAAAAGCUCGGCUUCCCCCAGCGAGCUGGCCCAUUUCUGCAAGGAUGUGGAGGGCCCGGGGCAGAAAGUGUAUCGACCCGUGGUCCUAAAGCCUAUCCCCACCAAGCCGGCUGUGCCCCCACCCAUCUUCAACAUCUUUGGCUACCUCUAGCCGGGUUGGGAGGGCCUUGGCCCCCACCCCUGGCCUGCAGGGGUACUGGGGACCCCAGGCGCUCUCCUGGUGAGGAGUGGGCUGGGCAAUGGUGUGGCCUCUUGAGAACCUUCCCUUUGUGUGUGUGUGGGAGGGGGCGGGCAGGAUCGGGGCAGGGGCUUCUCAGGCAUGCGCCCAGCCAGGCCUUGCAGCCUUGGGAGCUGUGGGGCCGGACUCGGCCAGCCCCUCCCCAACCAGGCCAGAGCCCGACAGAGUACCCGCGUGCCCUUGCAGACCUCAGGCGGCGGGGCAUUGCUCUGGCCAGCCAGCCAGCCAUUCCAGAAGCCAGAGUUACACACCUGUUCAUUUGCCACCCACUGUGUAAGCCAAUCUCAGUUCUGUCCUUCUUGUUCUUUGUAAAUAUUAAGAAGGUUAAAAGAAUAAAGACAUUUCUUUCGCGGUUU
Molecule: messenger RNA, 1514 nt
Organism: Hippopotamus amphibius kiboko
Lineage: Eukaryota; Metazoa; Chordata; Mammalia; Artiodactyla; Hippopotamidae
Gene: FAM181A
Product: family with sequence similarity 181 member A
Exons: 2
Coding region: 193-1071 (292 amino acids)
Source: RefSeq, a predicted model, not a curated record